This is a messenger RNA of Anopheles gambiae (African malaria mosquito), 742 nucleotides long. RefSeq names its product probable nuclear transport factor 2. The transcript has a single exon. Lineage: Eukaryota; Metazoa; Arthropoda; Insecta; Diptera; Culicidae. The record is from RefSeq and is a predicted model, not a curated record. The coding region runs from base 235 to 627 and encodes 130 amino acids. Gene Ontology annotation, biological process: protein import into nucleus. Gene Ontology annotation, cellular component: nuclear pore central transport channel.
UGUACGUCAGCGCAAGACCACCAGCUGUCACCUGUCACCAUUCGAGCAAGAACAAGAACAGCAACAAGAAAACAACGCACUGUCAGCUAGCCGGGCAGGUAAAAGUAGCGAAAGAAAAGAGAGAAAAACGCAUUCCCGUACGCCCAGAGCGCCAGCCAAGCCCGUCUCGUCCGGUUUUUUUCUACGUUCGUCCGUAUCGUUUCCUCCCCCACCCGCCCGGUACACCGGUAAACGAUGGCCAUAAACCCCCAGUACGAGGAGAUUGGCAAGGGGUUCGUGACGCAGUACUACGCGCUGUUCGACGACUCGACCCAGCGGCCCAGCCUGGUGAACCUGUACAACGCGGAGCUCUCCUUCAUGACGUUCGAGGGGCAACAGAUACAGGGCGCCGCCAAGAUACUGGAGAAGCUGCAGAGUCUCACGUUUCAGAACAUCAAGCGCGUGCUGACGGCCGUCGACUCCCAGCCAAUGUUUGACGGUGGCGUGCUGAUCAACGUGCUCGGCCGGUUGCAGUGUGACGAGGAUCCGCCGCACGCCUACUCCCAGACGUUCGUGCUGAAGCCGCUCGGGGGGACGUUUUUCUGUGCGCACGACAUUUUCCGGCUCAACAUUCACAACUCGGCAUGAAGCGUUAACGAAAGGGAAGCGAAGGAGAUGCUGAUCGGUUCGAACAACACCAAAUGUUGCUGUACACUUUACUGAAUAAACAUAUGGGUUACUUUACAACACACACGUAAAAAAG